CCCGCUUACGUCAUCAUCCCGCGUCUGUACGGAAGUGGCACGCAGGCUGGUCCAAGCGUGAGCGGUGUAAAUACAAGGUUUGGCUCAAAUGGCACCGACAGAUCAAAAAACAAAGAAAAGGGAAUUUGCAGCCAAAGAUGGCAACAGGAAAAAAUCCAUAAAUAACGUACAGGGUGUUAAAAAGAAGAAGAAAUGGAUCCCCGAGCACAAAGUAUUCAAAGGAAAUAUUAAAGAAGGUCAAGGGUUUGCUUUUAAAAGGAAGGAAAAAGUCAAACAUGAGUACAACAAGCUGCUGCGCAAGGAGAAGAAGAAGAUGGCUGAGCCCAAAGCUCUGUACAAGGAGGAAUACCCCGAACACCUCAGACAUCUAUACAUUGCAGAGGCACAGAAACUGAAGCAAGAGGCCUGGACCAAUAGAAUUAACAGGAGUAAGCAGAGGAUGAAAGGACGAGAGACGGAAGAAGAGGAAGGCGACAAUGAUGCUGCUGCAAACCAGAGUGAAGCUGCUGAUGCAGUGCCAGAAGGUACCGAUGGAGCUGAGCUGACAGAGACUGUUGCUGGAAACAAUGAACCAGCAGCAGCUUCAGAGAAGGAAAGUCUUCCAAUGAGCAACCGGAUGAGGAAAAAAAUGCAGAAGAAGACAUCCUAUCAGAAGACAAAAGAGGAGUUUGAGGCAGUCAGAGAAAAACGAAGAAAAAAGAAAGAGGAGUACCUGAAGAACAAGCAGCAGAGAGAAGAAGCCAUUCGGAAAUACAAACAGAAAAAGCUGGAGGCGUUUCAGAUGCUGAGCAAAAAGACCAAGAAAGGACAACCCAAUCUGAACCUCCAAAUGGAAUAUUUGCUUCAAAAGAUAGAAGGAUCCGGGAAAUGACUCCUAAAUCAGAGCUGCUACUGGACCGUGUUUGUAUCUAACUGUGCUGUGUUGUAAACGAUUACCUGAUGGACAAUCAGGAAUGUGCUAUUCAAAUUAAAACCACUCUUUUCAGUGGUGUUUUACAUUUAGAGUGGCAGACUAAAACAUUCUUUUUUCUUUCCUUUUUUCUGAAAAUCUAAUACUGUGGCUUAUUUUAAUUGCUGAACCACAAGAGGGCGCUGUGAGAUAUGAAGAGAUGUGAAAAGAUGCUCAUUUUUAGUCAAUAAAUGUUGGAGUUUCCUGUAAA
This is a messenger RNA of Scatophagus argus, 1160 nucleotides long. RefSeq names its product coiled-coil domain containing 59 (gene ccdc59). The transcript is spliced from 4 exons. Bases 89 to 871 code for a protein of 260 amino acids. Lineage: Eukaryota; Metazoa; Chordata; Actinopteri; Scatophagidae. The record is from RefSeq and is a predicted model, not a curated record. Gene Ontology annotation, cellular component: nucleus.